AUGUUUUACCUAUUUAGACAUACAGAUUGCUGUUGGAUGACUAAAUUGGCUGUUGGCGGAAGCGGCUCGUGGUCUGUUAGUACAACUGUUGAUUUGAAUCCCCGACCUCACAAUUCUCUAAUCAAUUCGUCACCAGUUUCAGCUUCUGCUCCAAUUAUCCGUCUUAUCAUUGGAUGUAGCUACAACAUCCCGAUCCACGUUGACGAUCCAGACGGACAUGAAGUGCGAUGCCGAUUUGGCAAUGACAGUAGCGAAUGCGGCGGGGUAUGCCAAGCACUUCCUGGUGCAAACGUAGUAGAGAAACCUUGCUCGAUGAACUACACAGCUAACAGUACAAAUUGGUUUGCAGUUGCACUGAUAAUUGAAGACUUCACGAGUUCUUCAUCUACCACUCCACUCAGUAAAGUCCCAUUGCAGUUUCUGAUCCACGUACGAGAUGGAACUGGAGAGGCGUGCAGCAAUGCGCUCACCUUCAGUGAGUCCACAAUGAAAAAAGAGCAAGCCUGCAUCCCAGUUCCUCCGUCGGGAACGUUCAACACAUCAAUAGAAGUCAUCGAAACGAGAACAUCGAAAUUAGUGGAAGUAAACUUGGUGGCACCUCUGGGUGUACUACAAUCGCCAGUCAAACAAAUAGGAAGUAACAGAGGAGUCACAGUUGAAUGGACGCCCACUACAGCUCAAUAUGGCCAACACGUUUUCUGUUUCCUUGCUGUCGAUAACAAUGGGUUUACGACAGAACAGCGCUGUGUAACGCUUCUUGCAGGAGCGUCAACUCCGCAAUUGGCAACUAACACUCUCACGCCUAUCGGUGCAGACACUCCCAUAAACCAACGCAUAUUCCAAGCAAAAUUUGAUCAAGAAGUAUUGUUAUAAAAUCUCUAUGGACAGUUGCUAGUCCAACACCUUUAUACGUUUACAUUCUCAGACCCCGUUCACCGCUCCAUUAAGAUAAUGUCUACAAUGCAUGAUCAUCCGGAAGCGGUUGUAGACCUGGAUGCAUCCAAAGCGACAGAAGCGUCGCUCAAAGGCGACACACUCACAAUCUAUCUACCCGAAUACAUCGAAUUGCUCGACGAAGGCGUAAAACACUACAUACUGAUGGAUCCUGGAGCGGUAGUGGGACUGAUGUCUUGCUUGGAAGGAGGCUCUCCAUUCCGUGGCAUUUCAGAUCCGAACGAAUGGUUAUUUGACACAGUGAUACCAGAUCGUGAUCCAUGUAAGAAAAACGAUGGAAGGGGAGAUUGUGAGUAUCGAUGCGGGUCGGUUGGGAACUUAAUACUGAUGCUGGUGCGAUCACAACGCGGGCUUUGUAGUUGGCCACGACCGAUGGCCACUCCUGUUUUCACCAAGAUUUCGUCGACAACUGUUCGUGUGUCAAUGGGGCGUGUCGUGGAGGAGGAGCUUGCGAGUGCUUUAUUGGUUGGGAAGGCCAAACCUGCGCGACGCCUUCAUGUCGUUUCCAAGCCGAUUGUUCGAACAACGGAGACUGCAUCACUCCUGAAGUGUGCGCGUGUAAGCCAGGAUGGAGCGGGCCUAAAUGCAACUUUAAUGUCGACUUGUGCUCUCGCUACGGAUCCUGCAAAUCUUGCACGCGACAAACCGG
This is a messenger RNA of Corticium candelabrum, 1603 nucleotides long. RefSeq lists its product as uncharacterized. The transcript has 6 exons. Lineage: Eukaryota; Metazoa; Porifera; Homoscleromorpha; Homosclerophorida; Plakinidae. Bases 1 to 873 code for a protein of 290 amino acids. The record is from RefSeq and is a predicted model, not a curated record.